AUGAGCAUGACAUUGCACUGGGUUGCCUCACUGUUUUUUUUACUGUGCGUGUCCCUGUGUGUUCAUGGGAAUCGUGGGAGGGUCCAGCUGCCCUUUUCCGUUGUGUCGCGGAUGAGUGGAGAUUGGGGCGUUGAGGUGCACUCACCGUGUGAUCCGUUUAUUGUCGCAGGUACGCUCACAGUGGACGGUGGGACGAUGACGGUGGACUGGAUUCACGAGACCUUCGCGGGUCCUGAUUUGGAGUCGGCCGCAGACGAGGGGGAGAACAUCCUGCACGCCGGCGGGUUGCAUGCCUUCAUCACAAAUGCGUGGGAGUUGACGCCGCCGUUGUACACCGUCUGCGGCGGGGGGCAAUCGAACACUUUGAACACACCGCAUCGUCCUGGGUUGGGGAGCACGAUGGAGACGACGGAGCUUGCGGAGCAUACUGGAGUUCUUCUCAAAAAUCCCAAGAGUGAUUUGCGGGAAUGUCAAACGGCAUCACGGGAUGUGUUUAUUCGUCUGCUUGGUGGCUGCACUUACGGAAUUCAAAGCGACCACUGGAGGAUGAAGGAAUCCUUGCAAUUUGUUGAGGUGCAAUUUCAUGUGCCAAAUAUGACAAGGCAUUGCGCGGAGAUGAACGGGGCAUUUGAAGUCCAACAGGGGGCAAUAAAAAAGGAAAUGAGGGGAAACAAGGACCGAAACCCUUGGCUGGGCAGUGCCAGAGGGAGACCCAAUGAAAAGGGACAUGUCAUGGAACAAAAUGCACGGGAUGGUGCGAUUGUCAUCCGGUUAGUGCGCCGCCAGACACAAAUAAAGUCCAAAUAG
Molecule: messenger RNA, 807 nt
Organism: Trypanosoma cruzi
Lineage: Eukaryota; Euglenozoa; Kinetoplastea; Trypanosomatida; Trypanosomatidae
Exons: 1
Coding region: 1-807 (268 amino acids)
Source: RefSeq, a predicted model, not a curated record